Messenger RNA from Cuscuta europaea, 1186 nucleotides. NCBI's taxonomy places the organism in Eukaryota, Viridiplantae, Streptophyta, Magnoliopsida, Solanales, Convolvulaceae. The record is from the annotation of a GenBank genome assembly.
CACAUAUAUCCACCCUGCGCCUCCUCUUUGUUCAUUUAGUCCUUACUCCUUCGCUUUCUCGACAGCCGUCUCCAUGCCUAACCUGCCGUAGAAAAGCUUCUGCAUAAGAUCUUAAGGUUGGUAUAUACUCUACAAUGGCCACAGCUCCGCAGAGAUCGCCGCAGCUACUCCACAAUUUCUAUCUGCCCCAGUUGAAUUGGGGCCACAACUCUACCUCCAACCACCGCUUCCGCCGCCGCGACUCUUCCAGGUCAAUGAAUGACUCUCGAGUGAUCCCCCCCAAAGAAAACGUCAACCACCACCACUCUUCCGCCGAAGACGGCCCCCCCGACUCCGAGCUCCUUCCAACCGGAUCAUACUCCCUGUUCUCAUCGCCCCCUUGCUCCGCCGGAAAGCACCGUGCACGGAUCCCGAACGAAGCAAAAGAGGCAGAAACCCAGCAGGCGGAACAAAACGGUGUCGUGGAGAUCCCAGAGGAAGGAGAGACGAGGACGUGGAAUCUGAGACCGAGAAAGGCGAGCGUAGCGGCGUCGUUUAGGAAUGGUGAAAUGCAGGAAGUUGGGGAAGGGAAUCACUGUCCGGAUAAUAAGAAGAUAUGGAUCUCCCUGUCGAAGGAGGAGAUUGAGGAAGACGUUUACUCCUUGACCGGGUCGAGACCCGCCCGCAGGCCCAAGAAACGACCCAGAAAUGUGCAGAAGCUACUCAAUAAUGUUUUUCCUGGAAUAUAUUUGGUGGGGCUCUCUGCUGCAUCCUAUCGAGCUCAUGAGUCACAGAUGUAGGUGUAUGUGACAUGGAGAAGGAAGGUAGGUGAAAUCUUGACAAAGGUGUGCUUUACCAACCUGUUAGGUGACAAUGUCUGUGUUAAACGCAAUGUAUCCCAUAGUCUUUUUAUUUCCUCUUAGUCUUUGCUGAAAUUCUUUCCCGAGUGAAAUCAGAUCAUAAUACAGAGUUUGAUUGAUAUCGUGAAGAUUGGAGACCUUCAGACUUGGUUACAUUUAUGCCUCAAUUGGAGGUAUAUAUACGUAGUAUUAUAUACAGAUCCCAUCUUAUGUCAGGGUUUUAGUUAGGAAGGGAGAUUAGUAGAUUUUCUUGUUUGUGAAUGUAAAUGACAUUGGUCAGUGAUAGAUUUGAUUAUGUAGUAUAUGAACAUUUAAAUCCAUACCAUUAUUACAACGACAUUUUAGUU